Molecule: messenger RNA, 1074 nt
Organism: Jaculus jaculus (lesser Egyptian jerboa)
Lineage: Eukaryota; Metazoa; Chordata; Mammalia; Rodentia; Dipodidae
Gene: Abitram
Product: actin binding transcription modulator
Exons: 6
Coding region: 29-595 (188 amino acids)
Biological process (GO): regulation of filopodium assembly; dendrite morphogenesis; regulation of actin filament polymerization
Cellular component (GO): filopodium tip; nucleus; dendrite
Molecular function (GO): actin filament binding; actin monomer binding
Source: RefSeq, a predicted model, not a curated record
AAGCGCUCGGGGUCCCCUGAGGGGCGGGAUGGCUGCGGCCGAGGUAACCAUGGCUACGGAGCCUGCGGCCGCGGGACCCGUGGUGCCGUCGCUGGUGGAUCGUUACUUCACUCGCUGGUACAAGGCGGAUGUCAAAGGAAAACCGUGUGAGGACCACUGUAUACUACAGCACUCUAACCGAAUAUGUGUAGUCACAUUGGCAGGAUCUCAUCCAGUUCUUCAAAAUGGAAAAACAAUUGAAAGUAUUUCCUAUCAAAUCAGUACCAACUGUAGCCGACUUCAGAACAAGGUCUCUGGGAAAUUUAAGCGGGGGGCACAGUUUCUAACAGAACUUGCACCUCUAUGUAAGAUUUAUUGCACUGAUGGAGAGGAAUAUACUGUAUCUAGCUGUGUUCGAGGACGGUUGAUGGAAGUGAAUGAAAACAUUCUCCAUAAGCCAUCUAUUCUUCAAGAAAAGCCAUCUACUGAAGGCUACAUUGCAGUUAUAUUACCAAAAUUUGAAGAAAGUAAAAGCAUAACAGAAGGGCUCCUGACACAAAAACAGUAUGAAGAAGUCGUGGAAAAACGCAGUAAUGCCACUGCAGUUCCUUCGUGAGGACGGAGGUGGGGUGAAAAGGAGCCCAGAAUUCUGACCUCAGUGCACUAAUGGAGAAGGACCAGUAUGUGAAGCCAACUUCAUCUGCCUGGCUUUGUGUGAGGACUGAGGUUGUGUGAAAAGCAGCCCAGGAUUCUGGCCCGUAUCCUCAGGACUAAGUGGAAAAGGACCUCACAUAUGAAGCAUUCACCAACCCAUCAGCAGGGAAGCCUGAUCCUUCACCUAACCUACUUUCUCCCCUUGGUCUUAACAUAAAUAGCCUUGCUUCCAAUUUGUCUUCUAAAUCCCAGUUCCACCUUGCCCAGGUACUUGAUCUGUUUUUUCUCUUGUGUCUCUCUAGCACCUAAAGCACGGAAUACUUUUCUGAUUAAAAAGCAAGGUUCUUUUGAGAAAAAUUUAGAAAAUGGAAAAAUUUUUAAGUAGUCAAGUAAUUGACCCAUCAUGCUUAUAGCCUGGAAAUAAAUACUACAUUUGCCAUA